Messenger RNA from Vicia faba (fava bean), 861 nucleotides. The record is from the annotation of a GenBank genome assembly. Lineage: Eukaryota; Viridiplantae; Streptophyta; Magnoliopsida; Fabales; Fabaceae.
AUGGGGGCACCGUUCGAGGGAAUCAUUCAAGAUGUUAAAGGAAGAGUUAAAUGCUAUAAACAAGAUUGGGUCUGUGCAAUCUGUUCUGGUGUUAGCAUAUUGGCUCCAACUUUCUACAUAUUCUUUGCUUCUGCACUUCCUGUUAUUGCAUUUGGAGAGCAACUUAGUAGGGAUACAAAUGGAAGCUUGAGCACAGUCGAAACAUUAGCAUCUACUGCUAUUUGUGGAAUUAUCCACUCGAUUAUAGGUGGCCAACCUUUGUUGAUUUUAGGAGUUGCGGAACCGACUGUUAUAAUGUAUACUUAUCUCUACAAUUUCUGCAAAAAUACACCUGAUUUGGGUGCUGAGCUCUUUCUAGCUUGGGCUGGUUGGGUUUGUUUUUGGACGGCGUUCAUGUUAAUUUUGCUUGCAAUUUUUAAUGCUUGCAAUAUUAUCACUAGAUUUACAAGAAUUGCAGGGGAGUUAUUUGGCAUGCUUAUCACUGUUCUUUUCUUUCAAGAGGCUAUAAAGGGACUGGUAGGCGAGUUCAGCAAUCCCAAAGUUGAAGAACCUUCCUCGGAGCAAAUUCAAUGGCAGUAUACAAAUGGAUUACUUGCAGUCAUUUUUUCUCUAGGACUAAUCGUCUCCGCACUUAAAAGCAGAAGAGCAAGAACAUGGCGAUAUGGAACAAGGAAACUACGAGGCUUUAUUGCAGAUUAUGGGGUUCCAAUGAUGGUUGUGUUGUGGACUGCAGUAUCUUAUAUAAAGCCAAGCACUGUUCCACAUGAUGUUCCUAGAAGGCUGUUUUGUCCACUUCCCUGGGAACCCGCGUCUCUUUAUCACUGGACAGUAGCGAAGGAUAUGUGGAAGUGUGGCUUCUAA